UGAAAAUGCGCGGUGGUAGUGUUGUGGACUCUUUCGACAAUUUGAUAACCGCAAGUAGAAACAGCUACAAUUUUCAAAGAAAAAUGUAUUAAUUUAAGAAAUUUCAAACAAAACGUAAUACGAAAGUUUUUAUAUUGGUUUUGGUUAAAAUGGAAACGUACAUUUUUGCUUCGGUGGUAAGUGAGGAAGAGUGGAGCAGCAUUCCGGAGGAAAUCGGAAAAAAAAUUUCUAAUUUCGUAAAUGAAAAAUUUGAAGAAUUUAUCACCUCUAAAGCCCUUUUAGAAACCAGAAGCUUAAAUUCAGAAAAAACACAUUCAGACUUAAAGGAGCAAAAUGAGGUACUACAGAGUGAAAAAGAAGCGCUCAACGCUAGACUUCAGGCUGCUAGCACUUCCAUAAGUGAAUUGGAGCUGCAAGUUUCCAAUUUAUCCUCUGAACUGAUAAAGCUUCAAAGUCGUAGUAAUAAACUUGAAGCCGAAACGGCCGAAUAUCGUCAUCAACGCAAUUUAGCUAUUGACGAACGCGAAGAACAACUCAGAUUAGUUCAGCGGCGCACUGAAGAGAUUGAACGUAUGCAACUAGACACUAACUCAUUAACUAAACAACUUGAAGAUGCUAUCAAUGCAAAAUGUGAGGCUUUGGCUCAAGUUAACGAGUUGGCUUCAAUGAAAGCAACAGUAGAGUAUAAAGAAAAGCGAUUUGAACAGGAUAGACAACUCUUAGAUAAUCAGAUUGAAAGUUUAAGAGCAGAACUUCAUCAAAGAACUGAUGAACUACUAAACAUGAGACGUGACAAUUCAUCGAGAUGUGUUCAGCUAGAGACAAAGUUAACAGAAAAAAUCCAAGAGUUAGUUGUUGCGCAGGAUCAGAUCAAGACUUUAACAGAACUAAAUGACAGCUUGAAAACCAGAAAUGAGGAGUUGGCACAAAAAAUAUUUAAUGAGAGGGAGAAAACCUCUAAGCUGAGUGAAUCUUACAUGUCAGAAAUUGAAGCCAAUACCAAAAUGGCCAAUGCUUAUAAAACAAUGUAUGAACAAAGUCAACAACAUGCCAAAGGAUUACAAGAUGCCCUUGCCGAGGUGCAAGAUCUGUUGAAGCAAGCCACAGAGGAAUAUGGCAAAUUGGAAACCCAACACAAAGAAACCACCCUAGCCAAUGAGGAAAUAAUUUCCAAAAAAAAUGAUUAUAUUGCGAUGUUAAAAAAAGAAUUGGAAACUGCCAACGAAAUUAUUGAGAGAUCCAAACAGGACUUAAUUGGAAAAGAUAUUGAGGGUCUUUCAUCACCAGCAACUUCAGCAUCCCGAAUCGUCAAAUCAGGGAUGACAUACACGGAACUAUAUUCCCGUUAUGUAAGCUUGUCUGAUCAGGUCACAGUUAAGGAUGAAGAGUGUACCAGACUUAAUAACUACAUCACUUGUAUUGUGCGUGAAAUUGAGGAGAAAGGACCUUACAUAAAAAAACUACGUCAGGAAUACAGUGACGCUUUAGAUUCAAUAGACAUGUUGAAGGCUUCCAAUGAUCAGUUAGAGGUUGAGUUGCAGCAGUUGCGCGAGGCCACGAUGGAAAAUAAACGACAAGAGAAUCAGGUGAUCAGAGAAAAUGAAAGAAUGAAGAAGGAAAUUUCCGAUUUGUCAAGGCAAGUGAUCCACUUACUCCAAGAAGUUGAACAUUCUCGCGUGGGGUCAUCUUCAACUUCAGACAAUGAUUUGAGCGAUAGCGUUAGCUCAGCUGACAUAAUCUCCAAGAGGUUAGUAACCUUCAAUGACAUCGCGGAGCUGCAGGCCACCAACCAGAAAUUGUUGGCACUUGUUAGGGAGCUGAGUGAACGACAGGAGGAGGUAGAAUCCUUUGAUCCUGCUGCCAUUGCUAAUUUGCAGAGGAAGCUUGGUGAAAUGAGGGAAUCUCAGAAUGAACUGCUAGAAGAGAAAGAGCAGCAAACUAAAAUGAUGGCAACUCUGCGAAACCAGAGGGACAUGUACAAGAAUCUAUAUACUCAGGCAAUGAAGGGUGCCACAGAUAUACCUUCGCAUCUGGAAAGAAACUUUUCAUUGCUUGAUAAUGGAGAAGGAAAAAUGCAAACGGAUUCAGAGUCCACUCCAAAUUAUGAUGACAAACUUCAUGAUUUGCAAGCCAAAAUCGACAAAUAUAAAAAGCAGAUUGAUCAAAUAAAGGAAGAAUAUGAAACAUACAGGAAAGAGAAGUCAGAUCAUGAAAAGAUCCUCGUUGAACAGAUUGAUUCCAUGAGAGGAGAAAUCAAAGAAUUGACCAGGACCAAUUGCCAGAUAACAGCACACGCUGAAAUGAAUGAAGAGAAGUUUAGGGUACUUAACAACAAUUCAGAAAUCUACAAGAAGCAGAUCACAGCUCUGGAGAAGCAAAACCGAAUCUACAGCGAGUCACUCAUCAAGCAUGAGCAGGCAGCUUCAUAUUUGAAAGACGAAACCAUUCAAAGUCAGACAAAGUUGUCCAAGGCGGAAGUAAUGCUUAGUCAUCUGCAGAAAGAGAACGCCCUGUUAAAGGAUGCCGAAACGCGGCUAACAAAAGAGGUUGAAAUGCUUAAACGACAUUCCCAUGAACACAGCCUGCUCCACACCAAUUUGGAACUAAUUAAGGCCACUAUUGAACGCACUGAUGCUGAAAGUAAGUUAAAAUUGGAAGCCAAACUAGACCAGGCCCAUUUAGAAUGCUCAGCUAUAAGACGAAGAUUGGAAGAGGAACAGACUCACUUUAGGGAGUUGAGCGAACACCUGGAGAAGAAAGUAAAACAGGCUGAAGAUAGAAUGGAAGAAGAGAAGAAAGAGGCAGAUAGAUUGCGGAAACAGGUAUCUGAAUUAAGAGAGGAAUUAAUCGAUAAAACAUCCCAUGUGGAAGACCUGUCCAAGAAAUUGAAAAGUUCCGUUUUCACUAUUCCGGACAGCAGCUCAGAGUGUCGCAGAAACAGGGAAUUAGAACAGCAACUGAUUGAUGCCGAAGCGGAAAUCAACACCCUCAAGACUAAGUUAAAGACCACUAAAGACGCUUCUGAAGAAUACUUUAACGUCGCUCAGGCUGCAGAGAAACAAUUAAAAGAGGUGCUUGAUCAAGAGAAAACUCUGAAAGACGAAAUUGAUAAGCAACAAACCACCAUCAGGGAGCUGCAGGAGAAAAUCGAAGAAUUGCAGGGAGAGCUUUCUAUUCAAAUGGACGAUCAAGACAUGGCCAAUGCCAAUAUUAAAACCAAAUCUCAUCAGCUCCAAGAGGAAUUGAAUGUUAGAACUAUGGACCUUCGCACUGCAAGAUCAGAGUUAGAAAAUGCUAGGAGCGAAAUCAAGUCCCUGUUGGAGCAGUUGAAAGCUGUAGAAAAUAAGUACGCCAGGGAAGUGACUCUUCAUUCCGUGGAUUUGCAGAGUCUCACUGACUCAAAAGAGGAAUUGAACCAAACACAGAAUCAAAUCAGACAACUUGAAUCAGAUAGGCAGAAGGCGCUGGACGAGUUGAAUGAGAAUCGCCUGAGUUUUGAUGAGCAGCAAAAGAUUUUGACUGAAGAAAGGGAGAAGUUGAAGCAAAGAUUUAAGGAUAUGGAAGAUCAGAAUGGACUGCUCCUCGAUCAAAUUCAAGCUCUUAAUAAUCAACUUACAAUUUUGCAAGCUCAAACGUCUGCCGACGUCCAUAAUGUUUCGGCAGGUGAUGGAUCAUUCAAUAGGUCCUUUGCAGAAGACGAACUAAAAUCUUCUGAUCAGUUGCUAAAAGUUAUUAAAUAUCUGAGACAAGAAAAGGACAUAGCUGUCAGCAAAGCCGAUAUUAUAGAAGCAGAGCAUUUCCGACUUAAAGCCCAGUUUGAGACUGUGAGUAAGCAGCUUGAAGAGGCUCAAACUCAAAUUGAAGUGGAGAGGCAAAAAACUGAAGUGUCAGUUGUGUCUGCUGCCAAACACUCUAAGGUGUUGAGGAAACUCGAAACUCUCAAUGCUAUUACUGACAGUAAUAGGGCACUGAGGCAAGAACGAGACAGCCUUCUUUCCGAAAUUACUGAGCUCAGAGAGCGAACAGAGAAAUUAGAAACUGAGACUGCUCCUUUGCAAGAAAGAAAUCGUGAUCUGAUGACAAAGGCUGAUCAGAUGCAGUCGGAAAAUAUAUCACUGCGUGCCGAAUGUACCAGGUGGAGGCAGAGAGCUAAUCAGUUAAUAGAAAGAACAAAUCGAACUAGCCCAGAAGAUUGGAAGAAACUGCAAACAGAACGGGAAACUUUAGCCAAGCAGCUGACCAUUGAGAGAUCCAAUAAUGUUAAAUUAAAUGAUGAAAACAACACUCUGAAACAAGAUAAGAUUAAGUUGGAGGAACAGCUGAAGGUGCUAAGAGAUAAAAACAACAAUCAAAUGGAAGAAAUUAGCAAAUUGAGAAGUGAAGUAAGCACCUUGCAGAACCAAGUGUCAGAAUUAACCCAACAAGUGGAGAUGCAAACCCAGACCCACAAUGAGUUAACAGAAAAGUACAAAAUUCUCAUGGAAGACAGUGUUAGCAAAGAGAUCACCAUCCAAGAACUAAAAAAUAACCUAGCGCAAGUGAAAAAGAUAGCCAAGAAAUACAAAAAUCAGUAUGAGACCCAGGUUAAGGAUAUCGAGUCACUUAAACAGCAGAAUGAACAAAAAGAAAGCGAGCAAAAUACCAAUGCAGAAAAACAAAAUCAACUGAUGGAGCAGCAGAGAUCUGAGCAUGAAGAGAGAAUAUCACAGCUCGAAACGACUCACAGGGAAGCGGUAGAACAGUUAAAUCAACAGGCGGUGAGUAGUCAAGAGCAAGUUGAUAAUCUCAAAAAGGAAAUUGAAACUCUUAAGCAAACUAACCAAGAGAAAGAUGAAAAGUUCAAGACUUUGUUCAAAAAUGCCAAGGAUAGGAUUGUGAGUUUAACUGAGCAGAAUAAUAACCUUAGAGAGGAAUUAACAAAACAUGACAAGGCCGGAACGAGCACUGAACAGUCUGAAAAUGACAGGUGCCGAAUUAAUGAAUUAUUAGGAAAAAUUGCUUCCCUUGAAAGAGAAAAGGAAGAUAUUAUGGAAACUAUGCAACAAGAUAAGGAAAAACACACAUUAGAAAUUGAAUCCCUAAAUCAGAGAAUUAAUCAGCUGCAAAGACAACUAGGUCAGCAGCAGGGUUCAAAACCUAGCACAAGUUCGGCAUCCUCCGACAAGACUUCUACCGAAAGGCCCACCGCAGACAUUAAGCCAAUGGCAGGACAUUCUACUAAUACUCAAACACAAUCAAUUCCUAUUCAACCCUGGCGAAGUGGGGGGGAGCCUCCGCUAGCCAGCAUUAGACCCAUGUCUCAGCAGCUACGAACUGCAGCAGUGUUACCAACUACUCAGACGCCAAGUGCAGUUAUGGUGCCACCGCAACAACAGACAUCUUUGCAGGUUCAUACCACUGGUUCAGGCUCUGUGGAGGCCCUGUCUAGUAGCCCUACAUCAUCCCAUACCGACUAUGUACCGGCCACUAGCUCUGCCAGUUCUACAAUGCUUGGACCUAGACAGGUAGCAGUUCCUCCUACACAGUCAUCCCAAGAUACUGAAGAUGAUGACAGCAACAUACAGAUCCAAGCUGCUCCUCAACAACAAGCUGUGGCAUUAGUGUCCCCGCGCGUGGAGAAUCCAUCAAGCGGAUGCGGCCUUACUCAAGAGCAGGGAACUAGCUCUAGUAGUUCGAAUACGGUGACGACCACGCAAGCGGGACUGAAAAGGCAAAGGGAUUCGGACACUGACAGUUCGCAAGCGGAAGAACAAUCUAAAAUGCAACAGCAAAACAAGAGAACAAGGAUGCAGCAAGCGGGAACCGUUAGCGACAGCGGACUGGAAGUUGAAUAUCAAGUACCGACGAGCAGUCAGAGGGAUCACGACGACGACAAUGUCAUUGUAGUUGAAAGCGACGAUGAAGGAGGCGCUGAUGAAGGUGAAGGGGCCGACGAUGAUCAAGAUGAUCCAGACGAUACUGAAGGAUAUGACAUGGAGGUCAUGGAACAGGACAAUUAUGAGGAUGCAGAUUGCCAGGAGGUAGAGGACGAAGAGGAAGGCGGCAAUGAGGUGGAAGUGAUUGAAGAUUCAAGUGAAGUGCCAAAUCGGAGUGAAAACCUUCAAGGGGAAAAUAGCGAACAACAGGCCCAAUCGGAAGCCAUAAGCAGCGGAACUGAUGGAAGUUCCGGCAGGGUAACGAUCUCGCAAGCGUCGACUUCCGCCUUUACGACUACCCCGCCCCAUUCUAGAUCCCGUUUGGUCGCUCCCCUGCCUUAUCGGCAAUUGGGCAGCAUUUUAGACGACGCCGGGCUCGAUGACGGCAUCGUACCGUCCACCCCCACCCUUUUUGUUCCACGCCGUUCCGACGGGUUCGGCGAGGCCAUUAGCUCGCCUCAUGUGCCGUCAAGCGCACCAGGACGGUUCACUUUCAACGAAUCUCCGUUGGUGGCCGGCCCGUCGGGCGGCGCCGCUUCCGAAGCGGUGCCCGAACAAACCCUAGAGGUUAACCAACCCGAUGACAACAGCACUGGACGUAGCGUGCCGACGACGCCGUUGCAGUCGUCGCCCCAGGAAUCGAUAACAGGCGGUUCCGAAGAUGCGGAAAGGGCUGGCGCGUCAACACAAUCCGAUGCGGAAACGCCGGGGGCGCUGAUAAAUGCAGACACCGAUGAUGAAAACCGCGGCGAAGGCAGCUCAGAGGAGUGCAUGGGACCGCCGCCUCAGGCGGGACCUUCAUCCGAUAGCGCACAACAGACAGAAAAAGUCGACGAAAAUGAAGCCGAGGACGGAGUUAGUUCAGAGGGUGAAAAGCCCCCUUCGACUGAGGAAGGUGAGGAAGAAGGUCGCGAAGCUGAAGCAUCUCCCAGCACGAAUUCAAAAUCGAGAAUGAGGGGAGCGGGCCCUUCUGCAAGAAGAUCGACGAGAUUAUCAUUGCCUACCAGAGGCCAUAGGUCUGGACCAGUACACCUUGUGUGGGAAAAUCAAAGAGCUUCUCCUAGCCGUCAACAAGAGAGAAACCGGGGCGCACCCCAAUAUUCCAGGUCGGUGGCUAGGCGAACCAGGGGAAGGAUACAGAGACCCUUCAAUGGGCGUUACUGAGGGUAUUAUUUCAAUUUCUUUUAGUCAUUUAUUCAUUCCAUAUCUCAUUU
Molecule: messenger RNA, 7129 nt
Organism: Cylas formicarius (sweet potato weevil)
Lineage: Eukaryota; Metazoa; Arthropoda; Insecta; Coleoptera; Brentidae
Gene: Mgtor
Product: nucleoprotein TPR
Exons: 12
Coding region: 150-7079 (2309 amino acids)
Biological process (GO): mRNA export from nucleus; protein import into nucleus
Cellular component (GO): nuclear pore
Molecular function (GO): structural constituent of nuclear pore
Source: RefSeq, a predicted model, not a curated record